This is a messenger RNA of Humulus lupulus (European hop), 858 nucleotides long. RefSeq lists its product as uncharacterized. The transcript is spliced from 4 exons. NCBI's taxonomy places the organism in Eukaryota, Viridiplantae, Streptophyta, Magnoliopsida, Rosales, Cannabaceae. The record is from RefSeq and is a predicted model, not a curated record. Bases 250 to 858 code for a protein of 202 amino acids.
ACGCGGGAAAAGAGGGAACAGUUGGGGCGUCCUCUCCCUCUCGAGUGGGAUGUGCGGGGGAGAACAUAUAAAGAGAUCGGAGAGUACAGCUCAAAUUUCUCAAGAGAGCUCGGAUUACUUGUUCGACAGUACACAGAUCCGGAUUGUCCUCAAUGGUCAAAAGUACCAAAUGCCUCGAAAGAAAGAAUACUUGCACAUUUGGAAGAUGAUUUGUUUGAUAUUGGGCGUACUAGAUAUGGAGAAGGGCAUAUGCCUGGGAUCUUGAGAGGCAUUGAUACUUCGUGUGCUAAAAAGUAUUCUGACUGGAAGUACGAUAUUAAAGAGCACUUAACGAUUAAUGGGCCACAAAAUCGUUAUGGUAGUUGCACGGAUACGCAGUGGCAAAAAGCAAUUGAUUUUUUCCGUCGCCCAGAAAUUACGAAACGUUCUGUGGUCAACAAGGAAAAUAGAAAGAAACUGAAAGAGCUUAGCUAUGGAGGUUCUCAGUCAAUCCCAGCCUUACGCUAUAAAAAGGAGGAAUUGCGUGCAUACCGCGACACACAGCAGACACAGGCAACUGAUACUGAGAGUUCCACACCAGUUUCGAGUGCGCCUGAAGAUGAAGACAUAUCUUUGGUACAAAAUGUCUUCGGAAAACGCCGGGGCCACCAGAAAGGAUAUGGACGUAUCCUUAACAUAAGGGACCGAACUCCAUUUGAUUUUCGUCCUUCACAAACUAGAGAUGAAGAGUUGUCUGAGAUGAGAGAGCGUCUUCGACAGUUAGAGGAGCAUGUCCGGACUCAUUGUAUCACCCCGGGAUCUCAAUCUGCCCCACCACCACCACCCGAUGAUCUUGAUGUUGGAGCACCGACUCAGUAG